AUGUGUAAAGGGAUUAGGGGCAUGAAUGUAUAUACGAAAAAGCGCAGGGUUGUAAACAUGAGCCAGGCUAGCACGUCAGGAAAGAAGAUGAUAAUAUACACAGCUUUAUUCUUUGGGAUGACGCUUAUUAUUAUUAUUUUAGGAAACAAAGUUCUGGAAAACUCAUCUGGCGAUGAAUCUUCGCAUGAAUCGCUCAAGGCUGCGAAAAGGACCAAUAAAAAUAGCACCUCUAGAGUGUCGAUACCGCAAAUAAAUGUCAAUGAGAAUGGAGAAGAGAUGCGCUCAAGCAUUUUGUCGAUGGAUGUUGAGCACAUCAAAGCCAUCUAUGGUGCAUUGAGGCAUGUAUACCAGGACGGAAGGGUUGCAAUGGAUGGAAUCAAAGGGUUUCUGAUAAAAAGUAAGAAAAACCGGAAAUUGAGCGCUAAUAUGAUAAAAUUAGUAGAUGGGCUGAUCAAAUACAUUGAGUCGUCAUCUGCGGACGGAAAGAAGGGAAUUUUAGCUCAUAGCAUCAUGAUGCUCAACAACAGUAAGAUGAAUGCAGUCAUAAGUCUAGCAGAGUCACUUCAGACGAAGUAUCAGAAGAAGAUGAUGCAGAGACAGGGCAGAAGGCAGAAUAAAUGA
This is a messenger RNA of Ordospora pajunii, 621 nucleotides long. RefSeq lists its product as uncharacterized. The transcript has a single exon. The record is from RefSeq and is a predicted model, not a curated record. The coding region runs from base 1 to 621 and encodes 206 amino acids. Lineage: Eukaryota; Fungi; Microsporidia; Ordosporidae.